AUGUCUGCAACGGGCGAUUUCAGCGAUCUCUUCGAUUACGACGACGACACAAUAGCCGCCGCCGCCGCCGCCGCCGUAACGAGCCCCUUUCACCAGAGCCUCGAUUUGUCCAAAGAUCAAUCGCUCAGCGGCUUCAAUCCACAAGCCCUGCACAACCCCACGACGGCAUCCUCGACACUCGGCGCCCGCGACAUUGCUGCCGCCGAAUCUCCUGACUCGUUGAACGAUUCUUUUCGCGACUCCUCCUCCGAUUCGGGCUCUUCAAAGAGAACAGGCAGCUCAGCAUCCGGAAAGAUUGCUCUGACCGCCGGCGACAUUAUAAUGACCGAUGGAAAUGAUAUCAAAAAGGAGUGGAACUCAGCUUCCUUUUCCAAAGGCUCUGACGAUGGCACGUUUAUCUUUGGCUCCAACAUGCCCUCGUCUGUCAUGGGUGACAACUUCGAUUUACCCACCGACGACAACUUCAUGAACGAUUCUUUCGACUUUGAGAGUGCGUCGAGCAGCCCCGAGGCAGCCAACAAUGCCGCAACGAACCUUGCGUCCCCCGACAUGCCCACCAUGACGGCACACAUUCCUCACAACAGCCAAACCCCCAGCAAAUCAAAGAGCCAGGCACCCAGGAAAAAAUCUCAAUUCCCCCUCACACAACCCAUGCAUGGACUGCACAUGUCUGCUUCCCGCGAGGUAUCUCCUCUGUCACAAAACGUCGCCAGCCAGCAAGCCUCGCCUUCAAACUUCUUCAAUAACUCCCCCUCGCCAACCAACCAACCCGACUUCUCCAAUCAUGUCGCCGCCGCCGUCGGCCACCCAUUCUGGCCUCAAGUCGAUGGCGGCCAUGCCAUGCCCCCGGGUUUCCCGAUGAUGCAACAGUUCCACCCUCAGCUGAUGCAGCAGAUGUUGUUUGCUCAGGGAGGGUUUAACCCCAUGCCGUACCACUGCAAGCUCAUCAUUCACCCAACACCGACCAAGUCGCGAGUUGAGACGCAGAUCCCUAUCAAGAUGACUCUUCUCGGAGCGCCACCAGGUGUCAAGCGGCUGCACCUGCCCACGCACACAAUAUCAAAGCCGAAACUGCUGGCCAAGUCACCCUCUGAACGAUCGCCCGAUAUGCUUGAACUCUACACUCAAUUGGUCUGCACCAGCGCCAUGCUCGUCGGAGAUAACAAGCAACGGGCAUUCAAGCGGGCUGCUGCCGCCUCUCAUCCACAUCCUUCGCUCAACGAAAGGUCUGCCAGCGAAGACAGUAACGAGGAGGACAAGCCACAAAACGGUGGCGAGGUACGCAUCUGCCAGGGUUGCAUCACGCGAGAGCGCAAGCGUGCCGGACGAAAGAAGAUUAAGAAGGUGGAAGAAGAGGAAAUGUGGAAGAAGGAUGAGAAUCGACGAGUGAUCGUCUUCAACACAAAUGAGAUUAAGGAAUGGCAACCGCCCAGUGCCACCCCUGCAGACCCCGCGGUUGCAGGCCCGCCAGAACCUCAGUAUCCUGCAGGAGCCCUGCAAGUGGACGCUCCGAUGCGUAUCGCCUGCUAUUGUCGACAUCACGCCGAGAAGAUGGGGUUCCGGGUUGUCUUCACCAUCAAAGACUGGCAGGAUCGUGUCGUGGCGCAGGAGAUGUCUCAUUCCAUCAUGAUUACGGACGAUCACAAGACACAUCCGGUACCGCAGACCCUCAACGCCAUCGGUUCUCAGGGUGAGGAGAACUCGGUUGUGCCAAUGGUCAACGCCCCGCUCGAAACGAGCCCCCUGUCAACGCCUGCUCCCUUUCGGGUAUCGCAGUCGAGUUCAGAUCUGCAAAGUUUGAGGCGGAAUGGUUCAACUCAAUUACCUGGGCCUCCUCCACUUCCUGCGCCCCCACCAGUCGUCAAACACCAGACGCCGCCGGCUUCUGCGCCCAGCGUCCCUGCCCUUUCAAGACCUGCAUCUCCGUCCUUGUCCAACAUGGGACCUGCCUCGAAGAAGCGAAAGGCGGGCGGGCCCCGAGUGCCGAUGGAAAUGGCCAUGACAAGACUCGACACCUCGCCCCCGCCCGGGACACAACCAUCUGCAAGCCAGGCGCCAGCCACUGCGCCAGCUUCUACAUCGCCCUUCACACCUAACCUGGGACUCAACCUCCAGAUGCCGGACAACAUGUUCGCACAGACCGGCGCCGUGCAGAAUGUCCCUCCGCCUUUCGCCACCGGCCCGACGACGCCCAACAACAUCAGCGAUCAAAACAUGUUUCGCAACGCCGCGCGGUCGGCCAGCAUGGACAACCUUGCCAUGACCAUGUUCUCUGCGCCCACCUCGGCGCACCCCAGCCGUGCGCCGAGUCCCAAUUCUCUGAGGCAAAGCCUCGGUGGUGUGCCGCAAACACCCAUGGCGCAUGGCCUGAUCAAUGGCAUGACCUUCCUUCCCGGCAGUCAGAGCCAAAGCCGACCACAACCGACCAUCCAUAAGAUUAUUCCAGGGGAGGGGCCCAAGAUGGGUGGUAUCGAGGUGACCAUUCUUGGUGGUGGAUUCUUCCAAGGGCUGGACGUGUACUUUGGCGAGCACAAGGCUACGACGACAACCUUCUGGGGCGAGUCCUCAUUGGUCUGUCUCUUGCCUCCGGCGUCGAGGCCUGGCAUUGUUCCCGUUUCCCUCAAGCAAUCCCAGGCACAGUCGCCGCCGUUCAAGCCGAACCCCAAUCAGGUCUUCCGAUACACCGACGACGAAGAAGCACAGCUCGCCAGGAUGAUGAUUGGCAUGAUCUCACAAAAGAUGACGGGUCAACUUCUGGACGUGAGGGAGCUUGCGCAACGAAUCAUGGGCCCCCAGGACAUGGAUUGGUCCAGCAUGGGCGGCGGAUCCUCUUCAGGCGGCGGCUUCGGUGGUGGCAACACGUACAGCACGAGUACUGAGUCGCAGCUGCUUAAGUGCCUGGAACUGAUUGAUCUCGAUGACAGUGCCAGGAUGCCUCGUCUCGAUCUCAGGAGGAAUACGGGCCAGGCCAUGCUUCAUUUCGGAUGCUCGCUUGGUUAUCACCGCUUUGUUGCAGGUCUCCUCGCGCGCGGCGCCAACCCCGAUCUCCGCGACAAGGGCGGCUUUACACCGAUGCACAUGGCCGCCAUCAACGACCACGAGGCUAUUGUCCGGCGACUGAUGCAGGCUGGCGCAGACCCCACAAUCAGAAGCUUGUCUGGGCUUCGGCCCGCUGAUGUUGCUCGCUCGCGCAAGGUCAUCGAACACAUCCGCCGUUGCGAGCGUCACGUUCGUUCUCGUAGUGGAGGUUCUCUACACAGCCGAGCCAGCAGUGCCGCCUCUUUGCGAUCUCUCUGGGACCCACACGCUGUGUCGGAAGAGUCUGACGACCCUGGCGAUGGAGAGGAGAGCCCCGAGUACUCCUCUGGUGAUUUUGAAUCGGAAGACGAGGCUGAGGAUAAUUGGCUCAAUAUGCGCCGAUCAAGCACACACGCAUAUGGAGCACCGACUGAAAGAGACAGUUUGUCAGAGGAACGAGAUGAGCUGCAACGAGUGCCGGGCUCACCGACCACGGCCCUGGCAGCAGCGGUGCGAGAUCAGGUAUCGGCGCAGCUUCACCAGUUUCAGCAGGCGAUGGCUAUGCACUUCCCCAACAUGUCGCAGAUGCCAAACCUGCCUCAAAUGCCCAACUUCCCGCGAAUGUCCAUGCUACCAGACUACCAACAGUACCUGCACCAGCACCCGCUCAUGGGUCGGAUGACAUCCUUCAUGGAGGGCAUGUCGGGCUCUCGGCCUGGAUCAGCUGGUGACGAAACGCCAAAGGCCAUGGAUGGCAAAUGGUGGGACUUCUCGUCGCUUCUUAACAACAACAACAACACGGCCUCCCCGCCUGCCUACACAGAACUGUACCCGCAAGACGCCCUUGAUAAGAAGCAGGCCUCCGCUGCGGGGGCUGCCGCCGAGGCGGAAGCUGACGCGAAAUGUGCCAAGCUGUUCGACACGGCGACCGCUGAGGCCAUCGAGGAAACGAGCGAGGCCGCCACGAGCGAAGCGCCUGUCCCCAAGGCACUCAUGAUUGGCCGGAAGAAGGCCAUGACGAAGGAGCAACAGCAGGACUUCCUGCGGGCUCAUGCCGCCAAAUUCAAGGGCAUCCGCAGCGACAAGAACCUCUGGUUUAUCUGGAUUCCGCUUCUGACAGUGCUACUGGCUUCCAUGCUGUACAUCCGCUUCCCCGAACAUUUCGCCACGGCGUGGUCCAUGAUUCGUUCGGUGCCCGCGCAGCAGGUCCCUGAGGCCGCCCGCAACCUCCGGGACCGCGUCGUUGAGGUGCUCUGA
Verticillium dahliae VdLs.17 is the source of this 4275-nucleotide messenger RNA. Its product is annotated as ankyrin repeat protein. Gene Ontology annotation, cellular component: nucleus. The coding region runs from base 1 to 4275 and encodes 1424 amino acids. The transcript has 3 exons. Lineage: Eukaryota; Fungi; Ascomycota; Sordariomycetes; Glomerellales; Plectosphaerellaceae. The record is from RefSeq and is a predicted model, not a curated record. Gene Ontology annotation, biological process: regulation of transcription by RNA polymerase II. Gene Ontology annotation, molecular function: double-stranded DNA binding; protein binding; transcription coregulator activity.